Molecule: messenger RNA, 1438 nt
Organism: Theobroma cacao (cacao)
Lineage: Eukaryota; Viridiplantae; Streptophyta; Magnoliopsida; Malvales; Malvaceae
Source: RefSeq, a predicted model, not a curated record
UUUUAUUUUUUAGAUGUUCUUCCCUUUUAACAGGGCUACUUUUGGAUGCUUAGAACAUGCAGGUUAUUUUUUUAAUAUUAGAAUUUGCAAGGCUAUAAUUGCCGAAUCAGAAAUUUGUAAAGUAUCAUAUUGAUCUGCAUAAGUAAAAACAUGCAAUGUUGAUGUUUGGGAUUGGAAGAGUAGAUUUGAAGUGAGUGGUGUGGUGCUAAUUGGUUGCUGGGUAUUAGUUAGGUUAAUUGUAUAGAUGAUUAUCUAGAUACUUCUUACACGGUUUGUUAACCGUUCUUUUGAAGUGCUUGAAGUUUGGAACUUUUAAAAGAUAGGGAAGUGAAGAGACUUUUCGCAUGUAUACUCAAGGUGCUUGGGCAUGUUUUUAUACUUGACUUGUAUCUAUGCGGCUUUGUGGAGGUUAUAUAAGCAAAUUAUAUUGAUGUGGGUUGUUGCAUGAACUUCAGUUUCUUCAGUAUUUCAGUUGGGAAAGGUGAUAAUUGCAGCUGGUGGCAAUGCCGGAAGCUACAGGGGAGUGAGAGUGAUAGGGUUAUCUUGCCAAUGAACUUGAGAUAUGGAUGGCUUGUUAUAAUGGGAUCAGUCUCAAUGUCUCUUUUUCAAGCAAGAAAUGGAGUUAUCUCUGAUAGGCCUUCAGAAUGCUGGAAAAACAUCCCUAGUUAAUGUAAUUGCGACUGGUGGAUAUAGCGAAGACAUGAUCCCAACGGUAGGAUUUAAUAUGAGGAAGGUAACUAAAGGAAAUGUCACAAUAAAGUUAUGGGAUCUUGGGGGUCAACCACGUUUUCGGAGUAUGUGGGAGAGAUACUGCCGUGCUGUUUCAGCUAUCGUUUAUGUUGUGGAUGCUGCCGAUUACGAUAACUUACCUGUGUCAAGAAGGGAACUUCAUGACCUGUUAAGUAAAUCCUCACUGAAUAGCAUUCCCCUGCUGGUGCUGGGAAACAAGAUUGACAAACGGGGAGCCUUGUCCAAGGAGAAUUUGACAGAGCAAAUGGGGCUCAGGUCCAUUACAGAUAGAGAAGUUUGUUGCUUUAUGAUUUCAUGCAAGAACUCAACCAACAUUGAUACGGUGAUUGAUUGGCUUGUGAAGCAUUCAAAAUCAAAGAAUUGAAGUUUCAAUGUUCCUGUACUUUCCAGCUUGUGAUUAUAAUCAGCAAUAGUUACUUGUUCGUCCAGGGUGGUCAAAUAUGACUUUGCUGUCUGUCUAACAGGGUCUGUCCAUGUCUGACCAUUGUCUUAAUUUUCCAACUUGGAUUUGAAUCAUAAUUCAUAAUUGUUAUAUAUUGUUUGGGGUGGAGGAAUGGGUUUUGGUGGGUGACUCCGGCAUAAAUUAAAUUUGUUUGCAUCCUUUUAUGUACAGAUUUUGCAUUGUAAACAUGGUACAUGUGUUGCGGUUUUGAAUCAAAUAAAGGGUUUUGAUGCAAUUUUAGUUCCA